AUGACCUAUGCCAGUCUUCAGAAGCAGUUCGAUUGUCUUUCUCAGCGGUACUCCCAAAUGCAAAAGGAGAUGCGAGAGACACACGAGGCGGAGAGAAGCGAGUCAAUUGGUACUAAGACUCGGCAGCACAAGCCUUCGCAGACCUUCAACAGCGCACUCGACUCAAGGAGCAUGAAACCGCCUGAAGCAAUCAAGCAGUACACAUGGAAGGCAUGGAAGAAACCACCCGACACUUUCUUGGAUUUCGACACUGGCUCUUUCAAGAAGCAGAAGGACGUAAAGAAGAAGAAGAAGAAGAAGAAGAAGAAGAAGAAGAAGAAGAAGAAGAAGAAGAAGAAGAAGAAAGAAGACUACGCCAAAGCCAGUAAGCGCCUCGAUAGGAAAAGCUUGCCCUUGGUUCGAGCUAUCAAUUAG
Gamsiella multidivaricata is the source of this 414-nucleotide messenger RNA. RefSeq lists its product as uncharacterized. The record is from RefSeq and is a predicted model, not a curated record. Lineage: Eukaryota; Fungi; Mortierellomycota; Mortierellomycetes; Mortierellales; Mortierellaceae. The transcript has 3 exons. Bases 1 to 414 code for a protein of 137 amino acids.